Molecule: messenger RNA, 1498 nt
Organism: Cuscuta campestris
Lineage: Eukaryota; Viridiplantae; Streptophyta; Magnoliopsida; Solanales; Convolvulaceae
Source: the annotation of a GenBank genome assembly
GGAGAAAUCAAAACUGCUCAUUCAAAGAAGGACCCACAGCGGACAUUUCCGGUCAUCAAGUCCACUGUUGGAGGUACGAAAGUGAAGCUUUCGCAGAAGAAAUGGGAGAAAAGCUUCGCCUUCCCAACUCUGGGAUUGAAAUUGGGAAAUUUCCAUCCAAAAAUCUGGACUGGAACAUCAUUGGAAUUUCUGGGCAAAUUCCUUCUGGCCCGGCAAAGAAAGCAGAUCUAAACAACGACUACAAGUUGAUUUUAGAACUGGUCAUCGCCUGCCUCGAGUGUGGAAGUGGAGGUCACGGCGAUGACAUCACCCAGGAGAGAGCCUUCAUCAUCAACGCUCUCAUUACCAAAACUAAGAAGAAGAAGAAGUCUGACCAUGGAGAAUUUCAAAGGAAGAAGAAGAGGAAAAUCAACUCUCCAUCAACAUCUGGAAAUGUCAAUCCGGAUGAGUUGAAGGAGAAGGAGCCUGCUGAGGAAACCUCUGCCCAAAACCGGAGUACUCAACAACUUGAAGAAGAAACUCCUCAAGUCCAAAGCCUUCCAACUCCCUCAUCUCAGCCUCAUACAGAUGAUGCUGACAGCAAAUUCUGGCAGCUCUACUAUAAUUGGAGAGCUUGGAAAGUUGGAAAUUCAGCAGAGCAACUGUUGGAUUGGGAUCAACAACUAAAGAAUGAGGAUGUUAUCAAGAAGUGCUUAGGAAUACCAGUCAACCACAACUGUGAAGACAUUUUGAAUGACUACUGGGUAUGGCAAAAGAACCCUGAAGACCUGCAUAUGGAAUACCUGGCCAAUACACCAGUUUCAGACUGUGAAGCAGAUGAUGAAGACACUGCAGUCUUCAAGCCAGUCUUCUCAAAAGUCACAGAAGACCAAGUGGCUCUUACUUCUGUGGAAGCAGCAGUUGAGGAUUUCCAAACAUUUCCGGAAACCUCACCUGCCUUCGAAACGGAAACCUCACCUGCAUUUCAGGUAACUUCUCAUGCUUCUGAAAUGGUUCUAACUGAAGUUGUUCAAGAGAAGGCAACUUCUCCCCCACAAGAACAGAACCAGGAAACAGCAGCAGAAGAAGAAAUUCAGCAACUAAUCCAAUCUCAAGUUUUAGAGACUCUCACAACUCCUGGUGAGAUCUCCAAUUAUACAGAAACUGAGAUCCCGGAGAAGUCAGCAAAAAUUCCAGAACAGUCAGCUCUUCCAGAAACAAUAGAGCAAGCUGUUGAAGUGCAAAGGAACUCUGGAGAAGCUGAAAAGGAAACUCAAAUGGCAGAAGUGGAGAUGGUUCUAUUUGAGAAACAAAAGCCAUAUGUUAACUAAAUUACGUAAUGAACUACGAGUAGUUACCCCUUUUGAGAUUUCACUCAUAACAUUGUCGAGUGGAUGAUGUCUUGAAGUUCUCCAUUCGGGUGGUAACUCAUUUGCUACAUGCUCAUCUUUAUUGUUCUCACUUUCCCUUACUUCCUCUUCUUGUUUUUCAGAUUUUGCUUUACUAGACUCACCUUCUU